CCCCCCAUCAAUCAAAAUCUCGUCGUUCCCCAAGUCUCUUUCUCAUAAAUACCUUCCCCCCACCCCCAACCAAACCAAUCCCCACAGCCAGUCGUUCACUGUACCAAAUCGUUUGCUUUAGCUCCCCACUCUCUCUCUCUCUCUCUCUCUCUCUCUCUCUGUGUGUGCAAGCAAAGCAGAAGCCUAACGUGCUGUAGCGAAAGCAGUAAUGAAAAACAAGCUUAUUAUCUUCUUCUACGUCGUCGUUUGUCUUGGGAUAUGUACAAAACUCACUCUCUCGCUCACCCCAGACGGCCUGUCGUUGCUGUCUCUGAAAUCGGCCGUAGAUCAAAUGUCGGACACUGCCUCGGCUUUCUCCAACUGGAACGAGAACGACACCACGCCGUGCGGUUGGAGCGGCAUUUCGUGCACGAAUAUCACGGGGUUCCCGGACCCGCGCGUCACUGGGAUCGCCAUAGCCGGCAGGAAUCUCCGGGGGUAUAUUCCGUCGGAGCUCGGGACCCUGGUGUAUCUCCGGCGACUCAACCUCCACAGCAACAACUUCUACGGUUCCAUUCCUUCACAGCUCUUCAACGCGACCUCACUGCACAGCAUCUUUCUCCACAAUAACAACUUCUCCGGUUCGCUCUCUCCCUCGAUCUGCAACCUUCCGAGGCUCCAAAACAUCGAUCUCUCGAACAAUUCCUUCUCGGGAUCGAUCCCAAAAAAUUUAAAGAAUUGUAAGCAGUUGCAGCGGCUGAUUCUCGCGAGAAACAAGUUUUCCGGCAAAAUCCCGGCGGGAAUUUGGACAGAACUGGAAAACCUUCUCCUACUCGACCUCUCGGCUAACGAUCUCAACGGAUCGAUUCCGGAGGAUAUCAGCGAGCUCGGUUCUCUCUCCGGCACACUCAACCUCUCCUUCAACCAUUUAUCGGGUCAAAUCCCGAAAUCGCUUGGGAACUUACCGGUGACACUGAGUUUCGAUCUCCGAAACAACAACCUAAGCGGCGAGAUACCUCAAACGGGGUCGUUUACGAACCAGGGGCCCACCGCGUUCCUGAACAACCCUUUGCUAUGUGGGUUUCCUCUACAGAAAACGUGCGGAAAUUCCGAACAAGGGUCAUCGGAGAGUCCAAAUUCGGCUCCGAGCGUUGAGAACAGUACAAGAAAAGGUCUAAGUCCCGGUUUGAUUAUACUGAUCUCAGUAGCAGACGCAGCUGGGGUUGCAAUUGUUGGGCUCGUAAUCGUUUACAUAUACUGGAAAAAGAAGGACAACUCAAAUGGCUGCAGCUGCACUGGGAAAGGCAAGCUCGGAGGAACCCAGAAAAGCAAUCUCUGUAUUUUUUGUGCGUGUGCCAAUGGCUUCAAAAACGAGGAGUCUGAGUUGGAGGACCCAGCUGAGAAAGCAGAGAAAGGAGGGGAAGGAGGAGGAGGAGAGCUGGUGGCGAUCGACAAAGGGUUUACGUUCGAGCUGGACGAGCUGUUGAGAGCCUCGGCGUACGUGUUGGGGAAGAGUGGGUUUGGGAUAGUGUACAAGGUGGUGCUCGGGAAUGGGAUCCCCGUGGCUGUGAGGAGGUUGGGAGAGGGAGGGGAUCAGCAGAGGUACAAGGAGUUUGUGGCGGAGGUGCAGGCCAUUGGGAGGGUCAAGCACCCCAAUGUCGUCAGGUUGAGAGCUUACUAUUGGGCUCCCGACGAGAAGCUUCUCAUCAGUGAUUUCAUCUCCAAUGGCAACCUGACUUCUGCUCUUCGCGGGAGAAGCGGUCAGGCUUCUACAAGCCUCUCAUGGUCAACCAGGCUGAAAAUUGGCAAGGGAGCAGCCCGGGGCUUAGCCUACCUCCACGAGUGCAGUCCAAGAAAAUUUGUCCAUGGUGACAUCAAACCAUCUAACAUCCUCAUUGACAAUGAAUUCCAAUCUCACAUUUCUGACUUCGGCCUUAACCGAUUGAUCAGCAUCGCCGGCGAUAACCCCUCCACCUCCGGUGGCUUCAUGGGUGGAGCUCUACCUUAUCUAAAGGCGGUCCAAACAGAGCGAGUCAACAAUUACAAAGCCCCCGAGGCUCGUGUGCCUGGUAGCAGACCCACCCAGAAAUGGGACGUCUAUUCAUUUGGGGUUGUAUUGCUUGAACUGCUUACCGGGAAGUCCCCAGAGCUUUCUCCGACCACUUCAACUUCACUGGAAGUCCCGGACCUGGUGAGGUGGGUGAGGAAGGGCUUCGAAGAAGAAAAGUCGCUAUCAGAUAUGGUAGACCCUGUGCUUCUCCAAGAAGUGCAUGCCAAGAAAGAGGUGCUGGCAGUGUUUCAUGUCGCCCUUGCGUGCACCGAGGCAGACCCUGAAAUUCGGCCUCGGAUGAAAACUGUCUCGGAAAAUCUUGAGAGGAUUGGAACGUAAAAGAAGUGAUGGCCAUGGCCUCUCAUGCAUGGUCUUGGCACUGGAAUUUUCUUCAUAUAUAUGGAGAGGGUCAGAUGGCCCUUCAUUGAAGCGUGCUGAUAUUUGCAAAGGUUGCGGUAGAAUUCAGAAUUUUGCUUCGGCCACUGAAAUUAUCUUCGAAAAACCCAACAUUUUGCGGACUAGGCCCAGAAUUUUUUUGGAGGUGGAGCAUCAUUUUGUUCUUCUUUUUUUUUUUUGUGACAAUUAAGGAAGUCGCUAUAUUUUAUAAUAAUUCAAAAUUUUACCCA
Molecule: messenger RNA, 2655 nt
Organism: Alnus glutinosa
Lineage: Eukaryota; Viridiplantae; Streptophyta; Magnoliopsida; Fagales; Betulaceae
Product: receptor protein kinase-like protein ZAR1
Exons: 2
Coding region: 209-2368 (719 amino acids)
Biological process (GO): protein phosphorylation
Molecular function (GO): protein binding; ATP binding; protein kinase activity
Source: RefSeq, a predicted model, not a curated record